ACCCCGACAACCAACAACACUACCAACAACAAAGCCAUGGAAGAUGUGUGGGACGGCAUCAACCUCACUUCCUUAAGCGGCCACAACACCAACACUACCCCCACCUCCAAAGGUGCAAAUUUUCAAGACUUUCUAGCUCGACCCUUUAACAGCUUCACCGUGGACACAUCUCCGGUGACUGCUCUCACCUUGAGCACGCGCUCUGAGUACCCUCCUCCGCAAAAGGACCUGCAAUCGGUGCAUACUGCUUCAAAGACCGAACCUUUUGCCCACCCAUUUUCGAAUAAAAGAGCCACACCAUCUUCAAGGGACAUGCGUGACGCACGACUCAUGAAGAAUCGUGAAUCUGCUGCUCGAUCCAGAGCCAGAAAGCAGGAAAAUAUUGCUUCUUCUUCAACUCUUAGCUUUAGAGUGUCACCAAAAUCCACUGUUUCGGGUUUUUUGCUUAACAAUGAUCUUUGUCCGUUUUGCUUUUUCUGUGUAGGCUUACUUGUUUGAGUUGAAGCAAAAAAUCAAGCAGUUGCGAGAAGAGAAUGCAAGACUCAGAAGAGAGCAGCAACUGCAGUUGGGAGAAAUAGCAACGAAUAAGUGGAAGAAGGGCAAUCUAUAUCGAACAUAUACAGCACCAUUUUAAGAAGCAUGUUACUAUUAGAGUGUUCCUUUUACCCAGAGGCGCACGUUCCACUGAGACAGAAAUGUACCCUUUAAAGUAUGAAUAUAUGAUGAUGUAACUUUCACAGCAUUAUGUGGCCCUAGCUUGGUAGUUGUAGAUAUUAAGCUCCAUCUUCCA
Molecule: messenger RNA, 790 nt
Organism: Vigna umbellata (rice bean)
Lineage: Eukaryota; Viridiplantae; Streptophyta; Magnoliopsida; Fabales; Fabaceae
Source: RefSeq, a predicted model, not a curated record